UAAUCUUUCAAAUUUCCUUCUUGGUUCAUCACAAAAUAAUCUUUUCUUUUUCUUUUUUACAAAUAAUUUGUAAUUCAUAGCAUUUCUUACACAUUUUUACACACUUUUCUCUCUUCUGAAUAAUAUAUAAUUCACCAUAUAAUUCUCAUUAUCUUAAUUCUCGACCCUAAUAUACUUUGGAAAAUAAUUUGAGAUGAAGUGAGUAUUCAGUUCCGUAAUUCAAUUUAGAGUCCAUUUGGCGACCAUGUUUUUGGCUUAUCAUGUUUAUUAGCCGACCUUUUCAUCAAACACUUGACUUUUGAUUUUCCGCGUUGGAUUGUGUAAUAAUAAGGAAAAGUAUAGUUGAAGUUACUUUUCUGGUUGUUCCUGUAGAGGAUCAUAUCAGCUAUUUUUCACACAAUUUUUUCUUUUUUAAUUAAUAAAAUAUAUUUUAAAGUUUAUAAAGUUCAAGUGAAUGGGUCUAAGGAUUUUAUGACAAUUAACUAAUGAUCGUACGUGUUUGGGUUGAGUGAGAUGUAGAAUGAACCUAAAACGGCUUUACGGGAUGGGAUUCCGGAAAGUAGCGGUGACCGGCAUGCAACCGGUGGGGUGCAUACCCGCCGUCGUCGUCGCUCCGUCCACUUUCAGUUACCCCAGCUGCAACGCCACCUACAACGCCUUAUCCGUGGCCCACAAUUUCUUCCUCAAGCUGCUAGUAAGUUUUCUCAACAAGUUCAACCGAACCGCUCCUUUUGUCAUCAUCGAUCUUUAUGCCGCCUUCACCGCUGCCCUCAACAUUCACAACAACCUCCCAGCUGCAGCGACGAAAGCAGAAGACGACGGACGACGAUCGAGGAGAGGCAUCCAACUCCGGCGAACCUCCAUCUCCGGCGACCCCAUUCCGGUGAACCUCCACCUUCAUCUUCAACACUCUUUCUUCUUUCUUCUAGAAUAUGGAUUUCUCAAGCUUCCCAAUCAUAUGUCAUUGGGGAGGAAACUAUUAUGAGGAUGCUGGCCAAAUAUGCCUUGAAGGUGGUAGAACCAGCUUUGUCAUGGUUUCUCGUGGCGCUUGCAUGCUGGAGAUCCUUCAAAAAAUACAUGCAGCCACAAUGAUUCAUCCUAGCCGUUCUUUGCGGUUGAAAAUGAAAUUUCCCAUGAACGGGGGAAAGUACAUGCUUAUGCCCCUCAUUGAUGAGCUAGCUAUAACAAAUAUGUGGGGCAUAACUCAGAUGGAAGAUAUGUCGACGCUUGAGCUAUACAUUGAGGAAUCCUGUGACGCCUAUGGUACUCAAUCAACAUUGAGGAAUCCUGUGUCGUAUCUACGUAUGAUGUCAGUGCAGGGGUGAAUGCAGGGAACUCCUCAAAGGCUCCUGUACUAAACAUGGUUGUACAGGAAGAUGGUAGGUAUUUGCACAACGGUGCAUCAUUUGUGGAUGGGCAGGGAACUGAUGAUGAUGCUGACGAGAACAUCAACGGUGAUGACAUGACAGAAUCUGAUGAAGAUGAUGGUGAUACUGUCACGAAAACAGCCCCGUCUAGCCAUUUUACUAGAAUUUAUGAUCUCCCUGAAGGGUUUACUGAUGCGUGGAUGAGUGGAUCAGGUGAGAAAAGGUUUACCCCCGAUGGUGAGCACGUGUGCCGUUGAUAUGUUUUGACAUUGUUGAGCUUCAUUUGCCUGAUAGAGUCUUGCGACAGUUUGGGUUUGAGCAGCUGGUUCCACGGCCUAUCGACACUUAUGUUGAGCUGCAUAGGCUGGAUAGGCGUGGGAAGCAUACAGAGGAUUGGGCACUCAGACAUGUCCGAUAUGUGACUAUGUGGGAAAGGAGAGCUGAGCUAGUUGUGGCCGGGACACCGACAUAUGUGCCAUCUGUUUCAGGAGACUACAUGGGAUGGUAUUACAGCAUCACUCGUUUGUUUGUGUCUCCUUCGUUCAGACUCCCUACUCAUCAUUAUCAGCCUAGUUCCUUAGCUUUGCAUAUUACGACACGAGCUUUGCAGCGCAUACAUCAGCGGGCUACUGCCACAGUGACUGAUAGUCCUGAUGUGGACUUGUAUGGACAGGCUCUCACAGGCAUUGCGUCCUUGUGUUCAGAUGUGUUGGGGCGAGUCGACUACGGCCAUCUUAUACACAUGCCACCAUCUCAGGAGAUGCCAUCCACGUCUAGUGCAGCGGCGGCUUCAUCAUCCCAGACGCAGCAUGAGAGAGUGGUUCUUCAACCACGACAACGGCGUAGGCGUAGACAGGAGCAACAACAUCUCCAUGACGAAGCUGAC
This is a messenger RNA of Cuscuta epithymum, 2253 nucleotides long. The record is from the annotation of a GenBank genome assembly. Lineage: Eukaryota; Viridiplantae; Streptophyta; Magnoliopsida; Solanales; Convolvulaceae.